AUGGCGGAAGCAAAUUUAGAUACAGACGAGCGUCCGGCCAAACGGUUGAGACCCAACUACUCUGACACCAUCACUGUGUACGUGGGCGAAGACGAGCAGAAGUUCUCUGUGCAUGAGGCACUUAUCUGCGCCAAGUCUCCUUUCUUCAAGGCGGCAUGUGGGUUGAACUGGCAAGAAGGUCAACAACGUGUCGUUCGCCUUUGCGGACGCCAAGCAGCGCCAUUCUUGAUAUACGUGUGCUGGGUCUAUACCGACAAGUUGGACAAAGUCCUUAUGCGAAAACGGGUCGACGCUAACAAGGUAUGCAAAACUGGGCCGCCUGCAGAGCAUCCAUGCAUUCUCGCCUAUGCUAAAACCUGGGUCCUGGCAAACUACUUGCAUGACAACGUGUUCGCAAACCUCAUCAUUGAUGGGUUGAGGGGAAAGUUUGAGGCACGUCCGGAAGCAAUGGUUGUGGUCAAUCCCACUCUGGACUAUAUCUGGGAGCACACUGUACCCGACUCCGGUCUACGACAACUGUGCAUUGACCACCUGAUGAGAACAGCACCGAAAAGUAUUAGUCCGCAACUGGGACGUUCUCCCUAG
This is a messenger RNA of Baudoinia panamericana UAMH 10762, 585 nucleotides long. RefSeq lists its product as uncharacterized. Lineage: Eukaryota; Fungi; Ascomycota; Dothideomycetes; Mycosphaerellales; Teratosphaeriaceae. Gene Ontology annotation, molecular function: protein binding. The transcript is spliced from 2 exons. The coding region runs from base 1 to 585 and encodes 194 amino acids. The record is from RefSeq and is a predicted model, not a curated record.